Messenger RNA from Mucor mucedo, 2137 nucleotides. Its product is annotated as E2F/DP family winged-helix DNA-binding domain-containing protein. The record is from RefSeq and is a predicted model, not a curated record. Gene Ontology annotation, cellular component: transcription regulator complex; nucleus. The transcript has 7 exons. NCBI's taxonomy places the organism in Eukaryota, Fungi, Mucoromycota, Mucoromycetes, Mucorales, Mucoraceae. Gene Ontology annotation, molecular function: RNA polymerase II transcription regulatory region sequence-specific DNA binding; DNA-binding transcription factor activity, RNA polymerase II-specific. Gene Ontology annotation, biological process: regulation of transcription by RNA polymerase II; regulation of cell cycle. The coding region runs from base 401 to 1855 and encodes 484 amino acids.
AGGGCGCGAAAAAAAAAAAAGUUUGUCAAUAAGCUUUUAUUUCACUUUUUUGUUUAUGAAUCUAUCCUUGUUUCCAAAUAAAAUAAAAUCGCUAGACGACAGAAGGGAAACACUUCUAUUUUAGAAAGAAAGGGGACCGUCUUUACUUAUAACAAGUCUCUUAUUUAUUGUUUAUUAUUUAUUGAUUGCAUACAACCUUAAUAUUUUAUAUAUAUUUCCUGUUUUUUUUUCUUUCACCAUUUUCUUUUUUAUACUUAACUCUUUUUUCCUCUUCAUUUUUUUUUUGUCUACAACCAGUUUCCAUUAACCUUUUUUCCGCUCUUUAACGAGUCCCUUACCUUCCUUUUAAACUAUCCUUUUUUUAACCACGAUCCUUUUAACAAACCAGUUCCUAUAAAAUAUGACUUCAUCAUUAUCAGCAUUUAGUUCAGUCAGUACAAACAAUGGUCAUACAACAUCAUCGCUACCAUCACCACCUAUAUCCCAUCACUAUCAUAGCAAUGAUAAAAAGAUGCCAACUUGUACCGUGGACCGAGCCCUUCCGCCAUACAUAACUUGUAUUGGUAGUAGUGGUGACCGCAACGGUUUGCUUUCCGACACGCGUUACACGAGUAAUAUUAAUCGACGUCGUGAUGUUGCAGAGUUGAGACCAUUCUUGUUUAAUCCUGUCGCCGAUAAUAACAACAACAGCAAAUAUCAAUUGCCACCCAUUCAGAACUUUAUCAUGACCACACCAACAGCCAGUCCUUCUCCGCCAUUUGACAGUUACUACUGUAAUUCUUCUGCUUCUCCUAUCUCCUCUAUCGCUUCUUCUCCAAAUCCUGUUGAUGAAGAUGAUAUUGAAGAUGAUUUAGUUCAACAGCAGAAAAUGUUAAAUGUUCGUAGAAAAGGGUCUAUCGCAUCUUUGCUUAAUUCAGAUCCUGAAUUAAGACAGUUGGAUGAAGAGGAGAGUAGAUGCAACUAUCAAUCUCAUUUUAUUGAUAGUUACCAUCCAACUAUUCAACUUCAACAAUCUUUAAAAAGAGGAAGACCUAGGCAAGAUCACAUUGACAUUAUAUAUAAUCAGCAACAUCCCGUCAUUAAAAAGCAACGUCAGAGUUUUGAAACUAUAAGUAAUAACGUAGAUUGUGUACAACAACAGGCCUGUCAAUCAUCUUCUUCCGUUGUUACUUCUAUUACUAUUGAUUCUCCACGUGCAACAAAAGGCUUGCGGCAUUUUAGUAAACAAGUCUGUGAUAAGGUUGCUGAGAAAGGUAUUACAACAUACAAUGAGGUGGCUGAUGAAUUAGCUUUUGAUAUACAAAAUACAGUUAAAAAUGAGAAACAUACUUAUGAUCAGAAAAAUAUCCGAAGACGUGUGUAUGAUGCCCUCAAUGUAUUGAUGGCGAUGAACAUUAUUGCAAAAGACAAAAAGGUCAUAAAAUGGCUUGGAAUACCUGAAUGUUAUAAACAAAGUAAUAGCGACGAGAACGUAAUGGCAACUGAACAAGAAAAUCAAACGUCCAGACAGUUAUUGUUGAAGCAAAUUGAAGAAGAAGAAUUACGUCAAAGGGAGCUGACAGGCUCUCUAGUCUCAUUACGAGAAGGUGUAAAUAGUAAACUUUCAAAACAUCUACAAAUCCGUAAUCUUGUUUGGAGAAAUCAACAAAAAGAAGAGAAUGAUAGUAGCAGUAGAAUUUCACUUCCAUUUUUUAUUAUAGCGUGUCCAUCAACGAAAGAAAUUGUCAAUGACAGUCAAUCUGCAGUGAUAACAUUCUAUCAAGACAACUUUCACGACCACAAAGUUGUUUAUGAGGAUAGUGAAGUCUUACAACAUUUACAUUUAAACAGUGAUCCGUCCGCUACCCGAUCCUGAAAUCUUCUUUUAGUAGUUCCGAGCAUCAACAAAUAUAACCAGCCUUCAAAUACCAUUACUACAUACAUAUCACUAUUACUAUUUUACUUAUAUACAACUCAAAUGCAUGCAAAAUUUUCUUUCGUUCUUUCGCUCUUUUAUUAUACAUACACGCACACACUUCUUUUUAAAUCACAUUUUUCUCUCUUUUAACAAAUUAUGUAUGAAAAAAACAUUUUAUUUAUUUUUUAUUAAAAUCACUAUCAAUCUCUAGAUUGAUUCUACAGUUCCCUGAAACCAAAA